Miscanthus lutarioriparius is the source of this 1914-nucleotide messenger RNA. Lineage: Eukaryota; Viridiplantae; Streptophyta; Magnoliopsida; Poales; Poaceae. The record is from the annotation of a GenBank genome assembly.
AUGCGCGACGCACGCGGCGGCAUCGUGGCUGAGGUGCGGCGCAAGGAGGCGGUCAGCGACGACGUGUUCAGGCUUCAUCCUCGCCUCGACGCGUCCGUCGCCAUGGCACGGCAGCGGACCAUCGGGAUCGAGUGGGGGCGGCGGCAUGAUUUCAGCGGAGGUUCGAGUCAUCCCAAGCCCGAUACUUGCCGUAUUUUUCCCAGACCGGAGGAGGCAACAUUUUUUCCAACAGUUUUGGGCCAAACCGCAUCGCAUCCCCAUCUCCUCGCUCCCAGACGAAACCCUAACCCUGCUGCCUGCCGUCCAUCUCCACUGCUGCGGCGGCAGCAUGGAAGAAGCAGAGAACGGCGUGAGGAACCGCUCUCCGACGCGCGCCUCCGGCAACGGCGUGAGGAAGCUACCUCCUUCUCCAAUGGGGAGAACGGCGUGAGGAACCGCUUCCCGACGCGCGCCCCCGGCAACGGCGUGAGGAAGGUAUCCCCUUCUCCGACGAGGUCGUCCGCCCAGGAGCAGAGGAAGCCCUCUGCCUCGCCUCCGCCGCCGCGCGUCCCCAGGUGGCUGAUCCUCGACAGCAUCGUCCACCGCAGCAGCAGGAGGCGUUCCGGGGUCGUCGAAGACGACGCCACGGCCUCGGCGCUCGCCCACGACUGCGCCGGCCGCCCCGUCCGCACCUCCCUCAGGAUCGCUGACCCUCCCGCGGUCUCCCGUCUCUACCUCCACCUGACGGGCAGGCCGCCGAUCAAGUUCCGGGAGCCCACCGCCAUCGCCGCCCACCGCAACUCCAUUCUCUUCCGGGUGACUGUCCCCUUCGAGGAUCCUAUGUGGUGGCGCGACACCUACUCGUUCCCCAUCGACUACUUCGUCUACUCCUGCCGCUCCUCGUCGCCGCAGUCACUGACUCUGCUUCCCCCCUGCUUCGACGGUGGCUACAUCGACCCCGAGCUUGAUGAGUUCUGCAAACCACAUCGGCAGCAGCGACAGCGCACCAUGUUGCUCCAAGAUAUCGGCAUCCUCUGCCAUGGCGACGAAGGCAAGUUCACGGUGGCACAACUCAAGUUCUCUCAGCGUUAUGAGUUUGAGCUAUGCGUGCUGCACAAUCCACCUCCUGGCUCUGGCAUUUCAAUGGAAUGGAGUGUUAAGAAGGUGCAGAUCCCUUCUGACACGAAGAUAAACACCUACUCGUGGAUGACUGACGCCGUCGUGCCCAUUGGUAGAUGCUUGUGCUGGGUCGACAACUACCAGGGCAUGCUGGUCGUUGAUGUCCUCGCUGACAGCAACAGCAACCCAGAUCAUCAGCAAUGUCUCCGUUACAUUCCUCUGCCUAAAAAGGCUUUGAAGUGUCCCCGCCUGUACAUCGAUGCAGAUGAACCUGAUCCGAUGCGCUCCAUCUGUGUCACUGACGCUGGCAUCAUUAAGCUGGUCUGUAUUCUUACCAAAUGUCCUCCUUUCACCAUAACAACAUGGACUUUGGAUGACAUCCAUGGAGGCAGAUGGACAAUGGAUCUCAGCACCACCAUGGGAGCAGAGGAGUUCUUCCAUCUUCUUGGCACUGGCCACAGCUGCCUUCCACAGGUACAACCAAGUUUUCCUUUGGUUAGCUUGGUUGAUCCAGAUGUCAUCUGCUUCCUGCUGAAGGACAAGGACCGUGGCCUUUUCUGGAUGAUUGAUGUCAACAUGAGGAACAAGAAGCUGCAGUCAAGCGCCCUCUAUAUCAGUGAAGAGGAAGAAGAAGAUGGAUAUCCCCCUAAAAGGGGCCCCAGAUACUAUUUCUUUGGUCAUCGCUUCAUCCCCAGCGAGUUCUCCUCUUACUUGAGUGAGGAUGCCAUCACAAGUCGGGACCUAAGUGAAAAGAUGCAGAAGACAAAAGAGGAUAGAGUGAUGCAGAAGAGUGGACUGGAAGCACAAUUGGAGUGA